This is a messenger RNA of Contarinia nasturtii (swede midge), 2714 nucleotides long. Its product is annotated as putative helicase mov-10-B.1. The transcript is spliced from 12 exons. NCBI's taxonomy places the organism in Eukaryota, Metazoa, Arthropoda, Insecta, Diptera, Cecidomyiidae. Gene Ontology annotation, biological process: regulatory ncRNA-mediated post-transcriptional gene silencing. The coding region runs from base 274 to 2607 and encodes 777 amino acids. Gene Ontology annotation, cellular component: P granule; cytosol. Gene Ontology annotation, molecular function: 5'-3' RNA helicase activity; RNA binding. The record is from RefSeq and is a predicted model, not a curated record.
UUGAAAUUCACGUUUGAAUGUCAAGUGUCAAAAUUGUUCAUACAUAUACGGCACCACAUCGACACAUCGAUCAGUUUAUUUAUACCGAAUCGUUGAGAAGCUCAGUAUUAAUUGAUUUCAUCAUAGAUUUGUUUUUGUACUCCGUCCGACUUUUAUUGCAUAGAAUCCUACUCAAAUCAAUUUUAUAUUCAUAGAUUAAAACUUAAACGAAUUUCAAUUAAUUGAAGAACAUUUUUGCUAUUGAAAAAUUGCAAUUAAUUGAAGAAGAAAAAAAUGUCAUCCAAAUUGAAAAGUAAAAAAUCCAAAACGAAGCGCAGUGUAAAUACCACGUGUUGGGUACAAAAUAGUGAUGGUACAUUGUCGCUGACAAUUGGUGCAAAAAAAUCAAAUAAUGAUUCUGAAUUGAAUGAUAUAACGACAAACUGCGAAGAAGACAUAGAGGCAGCAGCUUUUAAAGAUUACAAUGGCAACGUAACAAACGAUCCGAUGAAAAUUCCACAAACCGUCCAGAACGAUGUAAUUCAGAAUGAAUUAAUGUCCACUGCGAUACAACUUCCAACCACACCAAAUUUACCGAUUAAAAUAUUGAAAUCAAAUUGGUUACAAACCGGAGUCAGCUAUCAAGAGCAGCAAAAGAUAAAACGUCAUGGUGAAAUGACGGCAGAACGAUUAGAAAUGGCCACAAUACCGCCAUACACAGUCCCUACCGCCGUCUGGGAGUCAUUGGAAAAGGAAGAACCAUUGGCACUAAACUUCUCGGUUGAAUUGUAUCGCAAGAAGAUACAGCAUUAUCACAAGGCAUUCAAUACUAUGAUCCACCUUGAAGAAGCAGCCAAUGUCAAAUUCAUGAAGACAUUUGAUCAAACUGCUGUACGAAUUUUCUAUGGAGGAACGGGACGGAUUUUCUUUUUUUUGAAUGAGGACCGAAUGGCCGAAAUUUCAGCGGCAAUUGAAGAGAAUUUAUUGGAUGCACUGCGAUUGAAGCCGGUAACAACCGAUGAAUCAUGGUUGGAGAACUAUUUUGGUUCGAUAAAAGGAAAGGACGAGGAAAAAAUUUACAUUGAAAUGUAUGAGCAAUCGUAUGCGGCAUUUAAGAAAGUGUACAAAAAUCAGCCCUUCGACAUUUUCUUUCGCUUCAAUCGUUUGUCAUAUCGUAUGCAACACUAUGCUCUGGACCUGAUGCGAGACCAUCGUUUAUUCAAUCAAUUGAUUGAUAAUCCGGCAUAUGAUGAUGUUAAACGACCAGUUGCCCCCACAAUUCUCAACAAUUUUGAACUGAGCCGUGAUUCCAUGUUUCAACUGAAUCCCGAGCAAGAAUCGGCUGUGGAAAAUAUUGUACAUGCGAAGAACUAUCCAUUGCCGUACAUUUUGAUAGGGCCACCCGGCACAGGUAAAACGCGAACAUUAGUUGCGUCAAUCGAACAAAUCGUUCUUCUAACCUCAAAAAAUGUAUUGGUGUGUGCUCAAUCGAAUGGCGCAUGCGACGAAAUUGCCGAACGUUUAACGGCCGUGCUGUGCGAAGACGAACUAUUUCGAUUAUAUGCAAAGACAUUUGAUGUGUGCAAGCUGAAUCCAUUACUUGUGCCAUACAGCAAUUGGACUGGCCAAGAAUUUCACUAUCCAUCGUUAAAAUUUCUACAAAAAUUCCGCGUUUUAGUUUGCACAUUGUGCACUGCAGGCACUCUCACCAGAGCUGGAAUAUCUGCAAACCAUUUUUCAUAUGUUUUUAUAGAUGAGAGUGCUAGCGCAUUCGAAACGAUGACGUUAAUUCCGAUUGCAGGUUUAUGUACAACGGUGAACAAAAUACAUUGUUCUAUUAUUCUCGCUGGUGACCCAAAGCAGCUGGAUGCGGUUACCAAAUCAGAGCAAGCCAAAGAACUAGGAUUUCGAACGUCUUUUCUUGAGCGUUUGUGUGAACACAAACUCUAUCAACGAAAUGAUGGCACAACGGAAUUCAAUGGAACUUACAUCACACAAUUGAUUCGCAAUUAUCGAUCACAUUCGUCCAUUCUGAAAUUGCCCAAUGAACUUUUUUAUGAAAACACACUGAUUCCGAUUGCAUCUGAAGACGUGACUGGAUGGUUCAUAAAUUCGCCACUGUUACCCAGUAAACGGUUCCCAAUCAUAUUUAAAUCCGUUCAAUCGUAUAAUGUUGAACGAUCUGAGGUGAACAAGAGUCUAUUCAAUAUCAUGGAAGUGAUGGCUGUGAUUGACUUCAUCAAAAAUCUAUUGUCACCGUCAUACAACCAUUUUAUGAAAAUUUCACAAUCCGAUAUAGGAGUCGUUACACCAUACAAGAUGCAACGUCGAAAAAUUGCACAGGCUUGCCACCGGUUAGGUUUUGAUGAUAUCACGAUCGGAACAGCAGAGGCGUUCCAGGGACAAGAAAAACCCGUGAUGAUUGUGUCGACAGUACGGUCUGGUGGAAAUCGAUUAGGUUUUGUGAACAAUGCCCGACGUUUUAAUGUAAUGAUUACGCGUGCCAAGUGCCUUCUAAUUAUCGUGGGUGAUCCACAUUCCCUUCAAAACGAUUCAAAUUGGAAUAGUCUGAUCGAAUAUUGUCUUGAUAACAACGCAAUGAUUCAAAGCAUUUAUCGGUAUCCAUAGACAAUUGCACGAAAAGUGAAAUAGUGCAACACUAUAAAAUGCCUUCAUAGGGAAAUUAAUUUUGAAAAAUUCCAGUCACAAAAGAUCUUUUCAGAAUAAACGAAAUU